Rhipicephalus sanguineus (brown dog tick) is the source of this 1676-nucleotide messenger RNA. It is a transcript of the gene wcd, whose product is annotated as U3 small nucleolar RNA-associated protein 18 homolog. The transcript has 14 exons. The record is from RefSeq and is a predicted model, not a curated record. Gene Ontology annotation, biological process: rRNA processing. The coding region runs from base 97 to 1599 and encodes 500 amino acids. Lineage: Eukaryota; Metazoa; Arthropoda; Arachnida; Ixodida; Ixodidae. Gene Ontology annotation, molecular function: protein binding. Gene Ontology annotation, cellular component: Pwp2p-containing subcomplex of 90S preribosome; small-subunit processome.
AAACUCAUUGCAAUCGCCAUCGACACCACAUUUGUCCGCCGGCUGUCGUCGUAACCACGCUGUUUUCCAUGCAUUCCAACUUUUCAAGGUAGCACUAUGCUGCGCACAGCUGUCGAAACGAAGCUCCUGCCGACAAGACAACAUGAUGAACCCAUUGCAAAGAGUGUUGAUAUAAUAGAAGAUGAAGGGGAAAGCAGUGAUGACGAAGCUGAUAAGGACUCUGAGGAAGAGAACCUAGAGAAACUAGUGUUCGGGUCAUGUCGCGACCUGGGCGAGCCGUCUCACGUUAAAAAGCAACGGAAGGCGUCCAAACGGAAAACGUCCGAGUGCGAUGUUGCAAGCGAUGAAGACGAUGAGCUGCCGCCGCUACACGUCGGAAAGAAACCUGCCUGGCAGGAUGAAGACGACAAUGACAUCCCAGAUGAAGACAAGGAGGUGCGUACGGAAGGGCCAUCUGUUCGUAAAAUGGCUAGAAAGGCAGACUCUGAUCACUUGAGAAAGAAGUACACAAAAAUUAUGGGUGUGCCAAAGUGGGCAGAGCAGACUGAUGCCGAAAAACCUUCAGACGAUGAAGAGGAUGAUGAGAUAUUACGGAAAGCCACCAGAUUUGUUGGAGACUCUAAGAACCUGCCAUCAAGCACCUUGCAAAUUCACAAAUGUACACCCCUGGCCUUUGAGUCCAGGGAAAAUAGCGUGCUGAAGAGUGUCGAGUUUCACCCAAACUCUCAAGUCGCGCUCGUAGCAGGUCUUUCGGGCACAGCAACGAUUUGCCAGGUUGACGGAAAGACCAAUGCCAAAAUUCAGGCUGUCCACUUUGACCGCUUCCCCAUCUAUUGUGCUCAUUUUUCGCACGACGGCCGUGAAAUAUGGGCGGGCUCUUCACAAAAGGACCACAUGUUCUGCUACGACAUGAUGGCCGGCAAAACAACCCAGAUCCGUUUUCCUAAAGGUCUCAACAUCACAAACACGAAACAGUUUUAUGUGUCUCCCGAUGGACAGUACUUUGUGGUGACUGGGCGCUUUGGUGAAAUACACGUCGUCUCCGCAAAAUCAAAGGAGUGUUUGUACACAUUGAAGAUGAAUAAGCAGGUGAAGAGUGUUGCAUUUACACCCAAUGGCUCUUCGAUGUACACUAUUGGUGGCAGCGACAUCUGCAUUUGGGACAUGGACAGUCGUCGCUGUCAGCAUCGCUUCACAGAUCACGGUUGCAUAGACGGACUCUCCCUGGCUGCUUCACCUAACGGACAGUUUCUUGCCUCGGGGUCUGAUUCGGGUGUGGUGAAUGUAUACGAGACAUCUAAGCUGCUCGAAACAAGAUACCCUGCUCCUCUAAAGGAAAUCAUGAACCUCACUACAGAAGUAACCCAUCUGAAGUUCAACUGCACAUCGGAACUGCUAGCCAUGAGCUCGUCUUUCAAGCCCAACGCUGUCAAAAUGGUCCACUUUCCUAGUCUGACUGCCUUCUCCAACUUCCCAGGAAAGCACGACUUCAGAUAUUCAAACUGUAUAGACAUAUCACCCAACAGUGGCUACUUCUUGUGUGGAAACAAUUUGGGAACUGCACAUUUGUUCAGGCUCAAGCAUUAUUCAAAUUUUUGAUCAAGGCAUACUUCCAAGUGUCACAGUUGAAGAAGAAUGGCUCUGUAAAAUACUGUGUAAUAAAUCUCACUGUUGUA